This is a messenger RNA of Aspergillus ibericus CBS 121593, 895 nucleotides long. Its product is annotated as spindle checkpoint protein MAD2. Gene Ontology annotation, biological process: mitotic spindle assembly checkpoint signaling. Bases 62 to 742 code for a protein of 226 amino acids. The transcript is spliced from 8 exons. The record is from RefSeq and is a predicted model, not a curated record. NCBI's taxonomy places the organism in Eukaryota, Fungi, Ascomycota, Eurotiomycetes, Eurotiales, Aspergillaceae. Gene Ontology annotation, cellular component: kinetochore; nucleoplasm; cytoplasm.
CCUCUUCUCCCAAGCACUUCACGACCAGCUACACUUCUACCCAGCACCAUCUCAGUUCACCAUGUCGGCUACGAAGGAUAAGUCCAAGGUUCACAAGCUGUCCCUGAAAGGAUCGGCGAAGCUGGUGGCCGAAUUCUUUGAAUACUCUAUCAACUCGAUUCUCUUCCAGAGAGGUGUCUACCCCCCGGAGGAUUUUACAACUGUCAAGAAAUAUGGCCUUAAUAUGCUAGUUACCGCCGAUGACCAGGUCAAAGCCUACAUCAAGAAGAUCAUGUCGCAAUUGAACAAGUGGAUGAUGGGUGGCAAGAUCUCCAAGCUUGUUGUGGUUAUUACGGACAAGGAGACUGGUGAACACGUGGAAAGAUGGCAGUUUGACGUGCAAAUCUUCGGAAAGCAAUCCAAGAGCCAGUCAUCCCGUGCCUCUGGCGACAAGGAGAACGCAACCCCUGGUGACAAGGACCCCCAAGCCGCUACCCCCAUCGAGAAGACCGAAAAAGAAAUCCAAGACGAAAUCCAGGCGAUCUUCCGUCAAAUCACCGCAUCUGUCACCUUCCUACCGGUCCUAGACGGUGACUGCACGUUCAACGUCUUAGUCUACGCCGACGCCGACUCGGAGGUCCCCGUGGAAUGGGGCGACAGCGACGCCAAAGAGAUCAAGAACGCGGAGAAGGUGCAGCUUCGAAGCUUCAGCACGAACAACCACCGCGUAGAGACACUAGUCAGCUACCGUCUUGCUGAUUAGCUGCGUUAAUUCAGGUGUUACAGGAGGCGUUACGGACGAGAGGACAGGAAUUGUUGAUUCGGGAGCAUUUCGGGCAUUUCUUCACAUCAUGUAUUCUGACACUUCUUUCAUAGCAUUGCUCCAAUGACUAAUGAACUGCAUCUUACAACUAAC